AUGCAGGAGACUGAGGUCGAGGUGGGAACCUCCCGUGCAGCUACUAGUGCAGUUCAACGGGGGCCGAGCGACGUUGACCUGCAACCAGUACCCCUCCAGCCACAAGUGCCGCAGCCCGGACCUUCGCAGCCGCAGCCCGGACCUUCGCAGCCGCAGCCCGGACCACAGCCUCAACCCCGCCGAGGACAGCCCAGGCAGCUGGAGGAAGCUGUGUGCCGGGCUACGGCUGAGUACGUGCGGCAGGGCCAGUGUGCUGAUGCGAGGGCCCUGGCAGACCGCAAGUUCCACCACAAGAUGUUGGAGCAAAACCGGCGUAUGGCCAGCCAAGAACGGCUGGAAAACCAGCUCUGCCGCCUGACCGAAGAGGUGGGCCGGCUGCGCCACGUUCAGCAGCAGCGCCUCGACCAAGAGCGCAGGGCGAACGAAUGUACUCAGCGCCUGCUGCAGCAACUUUUGGAGGCCCUGGCCGGUGGGGCUGCACUAGUCACUCGCCCACCUCAGCCUCCUAGCGCCUAA
Messenger RNA from Rhipicephalus sanguineus (brown dog tick), 516 nucleotides. Its product is annotated as translation initiation factor IF-2-like. The coding region runs from base 1 to 516 and encodes 171 amino acids. The record is from RefSeq and is a predicted model, not a curated record. The transcript has 3 exons. Lineage: Eukaryota; Metazoa; Arthropoda; Arachnida; Ixodida; Ixodidae.